UUGAAUCUUGUCAUAACCACUUUUAGACGAAAAUGAUUUCCUCGACUCGAAAAGUGAUCUUGACAUGCUCUGGCAGAGGCACACUCGGCGUAGCAAGAAACAUGGCAUGGUGGAGCCACCUAGAAAUGGCACCACUUGAUCCAAUCGUGGGGUUGACUGAAUUGUUCAAAGAGGAUAGCAACCCGCAAAAAACCAAUUUGGGAGUAGGUGCAUACCGGGAUGAAAAUGGAAAACCAUGGGUUCUUCCGUCUGUUAAAACUGCCGAAAAGAAAGUUAUGGAUGCCCAAUUAGACAAAGAAUAUCUAGGCAUUGUUGGUGACCAGGAAUUCAACAAGUUGUCUAUCAAACUUGCCUUGGGUGCUGACAAUCCUGCGCUUGAAAGAACCACGACGGUCCAAGCCUUAUCAGGAACUGGUGCACUCCGAGUGUCAGCAAAUUUUCUGAAAAAAUUCAACCCUAAGGCCAUUUGGCUACCUGUUCCUAGUUGGGGAAACCACACUCCAAUUUUCGGCCACGCAGGAUUGGAAGUUAAAGGUUACCGAUAUUACAACGAGAAGACUAUUGGUUUGGAUGUUUCUGGAAUGCUUGACGCAAUUUCCAAGAUCCCAGAAGGAGAUACCAUUCUGCUCCAUCCCUCCGCGCAUAACCCCACCGGAGUUGAUCCUUCGAAGGAAGAAUGGCAACAGAUUGAAGAAGUGGUCGCAGCCCGAAAACUGUUCCCACUUUUUGACAUGGCAUAUCAAGGUUUUGCGAGUGGAGACAUUGACCGUGAUGCCUUCCCUGUUCGACACUUUGUUGAGAAAGGACACUCGGUAGCGCUCACUCAAAGCUACUCCAAAAACAUGGGUUUGUAUGGCCUCCGUGUUGGUGCUCUGAGCUUCGUAUGUGAAAGUGCAGAGGAAGCCAAACGAGUAGAAUCUCAGGUGAAAAUCAUCAUCAGACCAAUGUAUAGUAUGCCUCCCAGUCAUGGUGUCCGAAUUGCGAAGACUAUCAUGAGUGAUCCCUCUCUCAGGUCAGAAUGGACGGGAGAUGUGAAGACGAUGGCCAACCGCAUCAUUGGCAUGCGACACGCGCUCGUCGAUGGUCUCAAGAAGCAAGGUAGCAGCCGCGAUUGGUCUCACAUCACAAAUCAGAUCGGAAUGUUCUGUUUUACAGGUCUUAAUCCAGACCAAGUGCUGAAAAUGCGAGAGGACUAUUCGAUCUAUAUGACCAAAGAUGGUCGUGUAUCGGUGGCAGGGUUGACACCCAAAAAUGUAGAAUAUGUAGCACAAGCUCUUCACAAUGUAUCGAAAUGAAUGAAGGGUUAUCCUUGACAUGAAUCUGAACUAACAGAACUUGAUUGUAAUCUGAUGUCAUAUGAGUGUAAUGGAGCGCUGAGAAGAUAUGAUCAUUUUAUACUGAAAUAUACCAAAUUAUUCUCAAGUGAUUGCUGUACCUUGAUGCAGAUAGAAGAUGACUUGAUGUCGCUAGAGCUGAGUCUGUCAUGAAUAUUGAUAUAAAAUGGCAGUUUUAAAGUUUUAUUUGAAGUGAUUAACGCUGGUGUUAAUUUAAUAAUUAGUUCUA
Molecule: messenger RNA, 1563 nt
Organism: Symsagittifera roscoffensis
Lineage: Eukaryota; Metazoa; Xenacoelomorpha; Acoela; Convolutidae
Product: aspartate aminotransferase, mitochondrial-like
Exons: 3
Coding region: 33-1295 (420 amino acids)
Biological process (GO): biosynthetic process; L-aspartate catabolic process
Cellular component (GO): mitochondrion
Molecular function (GO): L-aspartate:2-oxoglutarate transaminase activity; pyridoxal phosphate binding
Source: RefSeq, a predicted model, not a curated record